AUGCCUCCACACGUCACAUUCGCUGACACAACAAUCUCUUCCUCUUCCACUCUCGCAUCAGAGCCCACUCAAUCCACAGCGUUGACCACACCAGCCUCAUCACUAGCAUGGCUGGACGUCGCUUGCCCACGCCUCACACGUCCGAUCCGGAUACCGUUGCCGCUACCCCACAAGCGACGCUUCAACCACCCAGAGCCUCCCUUCGGCUGGGCAGACGCAGACGCCGAGCACAGACGUUAUGAUGCCGCCAAGACGAGGCGGAAUGCAACUACCACCAUCACCACUUCUCCAACAUCCUCAACAUCGUCAUCAGCAUCAACAUCAAUAUCUUCACUCGUCACAGCUCCCCAAUGCCUCAACUCCAAUCCAAACCCUUCUACUCGCCACGUAACAUUCGCACCAAGCACCCUCGACCUCGCCCGCGCCCAAAAACGCCGCCGCGAACGCCUCCUCGACGCAAUGGGCUUUCCGCCUCUCUCGCGCUCUCCUCUCCCUCCGGAGCGCAACAUCCUGGACCCCCGAAGCAUAUUCGGCAACAUGUUCGAGAUCGCGGAGAAAUUCGCCUCGGAAGAAGCUGAAUUCUUACAAAAACAACAAGAAGAACAGUACGACGAUUACUCUUACCCAACCUGGCAGCAUUUCGAGGAUGCUAGGGUUAUGUUGACGACGGACUAUGCGUCGUCACGGAGCAACAGCGCCGACGAAAACGACUUCGAUAACCCGUAUGAGCCUGAGGUGUGGGAGACGCCGAGUCAGAGGGAGGCGAGGAUCCAGUGGCAGUUGAGGGUGUUGGGGAGGAGAUAA
Messenger RNA from Lithohypha guttulata, 804 nucleotides. RefSeq lists its product as uncharacterized. The transcript is spliced from 2 exons. NCBI's taxonomy places the organism in Eukaryota, Fungi, Ascomycota, Eurotiomycetes, Chaetothyriales, Trichomeriaceae. The coding region runs from base 1 to 804 and encodes 267 amino acids. The record is from RefSeq and is a predicted model, not a curated record.